AGCGCUUUCUUUUGACUUUUGAAAGGAGUGUUUCAUAAUGGCUAAUAGUAAAUUAAAUACUGACCUUCCUUUAGUGUCUAAUGUAAAUGACAUUUUAGUGCAGCAUUAUAUUUUUAAUUUUGCUUGUAACUUUGAAGAAAAGUGUUUUGAGUGUUAUGCAGUGUUAUUUUUGGAACCUGUUGUUGAUUUUGCAUUGUUAGAACCAGGCAAAUGUAAACAUGUAGAUACCUCUGCAGAUACAUCAAAUCCCUUAAAAUCGAAAAAUCAUGAAGUGCUUCAGUGCAGUGAUGCUGAAAAUACUUCUCAGUCCUUUUCAAAGUUUAUGCUUAUUUUAGAUUGCCAUAAAAUAGAGGUGGAUCAAGUUUCAGAAAUUAAAUCAUCAGCUGAUAAAUUAAAAUAUUUAAAAUGCUCAGAUUUAAAAAAGUUUUUGCAGAAUGUGAGUAGUCAGCUACAUUUUGUAGUUGAGGAGUGGUCAUUAAAGAUUUGGACAGACUCAGAAACAUGUAAACUUUGUUUUCCAAAGAUUAUUGGAAUUUCUUAUAAAACUGUGCCUUCUGGACCUUCUUUAUUAUGGGUGAAUGAUCAAGACGGAAAUCCUUCAGUUUUCAACUACGGAGCAUGGAUAAACAACCGUUCUUUUUUCCCAUGUCAAGAACCACCUAUUGCUAUGGCAAGUUGGGAAGCAACGGUAUCAGUACCAAAUUCAGCCACUGUGCUUAUGAGUGGUGAUGAAGAACCAUAUGUUUGGAGUGAUGAAGGAUUAACUACCUUUUACUAUUUUACAAGAGCAGUCUUGCCUAUGUCUGUUUUAUGCCUGGCAGCUGGUUUUUGGAAACACCAUGUUCUUUCUUCCACACACAGAACUGGUCCUAAAUGCAGAGUAUUUGCACCCUCUAAACUUGUACAGAAAGCUUUUCAAGUACUCAGUGAAUAUGUUCCUUGUUGUCUUUCUGUUUCUGAAAAUACACUUGGCCCUUAUCCUUUUCCUAGAAUAGAUUUUUUACUAGUACCUCCUACUUUUGGAAGCUUUGGUAUGGCUAGCCCAAAUGUAAUUUUUCUAUCUCAGUCUUUGCUUGUGGGUUAUAGCAGCAUGUGUUCCAGAGUAGCUCAUGAAAUUGCGCAUGGCUGGUUUGGUUUACUUAUAGGAGCCCUUGACUGGACUGAAGAAUGGUUGAGUGAAGGUUUUGCCACGUUUAUGGAAGAUUAUUUUCACACAUUGGCUAAAAAUAUGCAAAAUUGUGAAAAGAAAGACUACUUGGAACUGAAGGCUUUUUUGAGGAAGAAAAACCUAUUACAUGAAAUAGAAAAUACAGCUGAUGAGCUCCAAAUUCUUAGACCAUCUCAAGGGAAGGUCAUAAAAGAAAUUAUUGAUGGAGUUGAUGCUGCUAUUUUAAAGAAUGGUCAAAAUCCCGUGAAAGGUUUCACACAAGUACAUUAUAUAAAGGGUUACUUCUUAUUGAAAUAUUUAUCAGACACAGUUGGAACAGAAAGUUUCAUGCAGUUUUUGCGGGCUUACAUUAAAAAAUUCAAAGGUCAACUUGUUACUUGUCAGGAAUUCCUUACCAUGUUUUUUGAUAUGUUCCCAGAAGUGCAGGAGAUUUUGACUUUAGAGAAAAUUUAUGAAAACUGGCUGCACAAUCCUGGUGUUCCUGUUGAAGUUAAAGGAAUUAAACCUUCUCCUGAAAAUGAAUUAUUUAAAAAAGUUAUUAGCGAGACAGAAAACUGGGUAAAAAUUAACUCUUGUAUGCUAAAAAAGAGGCAGAAGAGAAGGAAAUUUAGUUUUGAUUGUGUAUCUUUUGUGAAUAAUCUGACUGCAGAACAAACAAUACUGCUGCUUGAAAAUCUGUUAAAUGAAGAAAAGAUAAGCACUCAGAUAUUGAGACAUUUAAAAGAGUCGUUUAAAUUUGAGGAGACAGAUGCUGAAGUUCAGCAUAGAUGGUUUGAAAUGGUAGUCAAAUACAAAUAUAGACCUGCAUAUGCUGCACUGAAGGACUUUUUAACCAAUCAUUUGGCAUUAGGAGUGUAUUUAUAUGGUGAAUUGAUCUUCUCAGGCGAUAAAGUGCAGAAAGCUAUUGCAGAAGAAUGUUAUACAUCUCUGAGAGCUGAAAUGGAACCAAAUUACAUAUGUACAAUUGAUCAAAUGUUCUUGGAUUCUGCAUCAUAAAAUGCUUUAUGUAAAAACUGUAUAGACACAUAUUUAUAUUAUGUAAAAUAAAUGUUAAUAAAUCUGCAUCUGUAAAAAGUA
Stegodyphus dumicola is the source of this 2245-nucleotide messenger RNA. Its product is annotated as aminopeptidase O-like. Gene Ontology annotation, cellular component: nucleolus. The record is from RefSeq and is a predicted model, not a curated record. Lineage: Eukaryota; Metazoa; Arthropoda; Arachnida; Araneae; Eresidae. Gene Ontology annotation, molecular function: metalloaminopeptidase activity; zinc ion binding. Gene Ontology annotation, biological process: proteolysis.